GCGAUAUUUUUGUGUCAGCCGCCUUAAUAUUUGUCAACGCAGGGAUCUAGUGGUAAACAAAAAAAAUUUAUGGAUUUUUAAUAAAAAUUUGGAAAUUUUUUAAAAACUUCUGCCAAAAUGGACUUGUACGAUGAUAUAGACACUAAACCCAAAACUUCGCAAAUAGAUGGCUGGUCGUCAGGUAUUAAAAUGCUGCAAACACAGCUGGCCAUCAAAAAGGCCCAGCUGCCCAAAGCCAAGGAGCCCACUAAGAAACCGUUAAUGACACCGGUGGUAAAUCUGAAAUCAAAAAAAAUACAAAGCUCUGAGGAAAUUUUCCUAACCAAAAGCGAAAACAAACGCAUUAUAGCUGCUCAACCGCUGGUACCUUCGCUGGAAAAUGUUAAAACAGAUGAUUGGGAUUUUGUGGAUGAAUACGAUCCACAGUGGCCGAAUGAGUAUGAAAAAUUGAAAGAAAAACAGAAUAGCAACAAAGAUAAAGGUAGAGAUGAUCGUGAACGUGACCGGGGACGUGAUAGAGAUCGUGAUCGGGGUGAACGAAAACGUGGCCGUAAUCGUAAUUCACGCAAUAAUGAUUCACCUCCGGUGAAAUUCAGUGGUUUUGGCCAGCGCAUAACAGAGGAGGAACGUUACAGUCCUCCUGCACCGGGUUCCGUAGCUAAUAAGGGUGGUGGAGUUGCCAUUGCACCGCCACCCUCUUUACAAGAAAUAUCUAUUGCUAAUGAAGGAGAUCCUUCUUCAAAUGUUACUAUACCCUAUUCUGCUAGUUCUGUAGCCGCAAAAAUUAUGGCCAAAUUUGGUUAUAAAGAUGGUCAAGGUUUGGGCAAGCAGGAGCAGGGUAUGUCCAUGGCUUUGCAAGUGGAAAAGACUUCUAAACGUGGUGGUCGCAUUAUACAUGAACGUGAUGUAUUCUUGCCGCCACCACCGGCAGCAGCAUCAGCUGCCCCUAAUCCAAUUGCUAACAUGGGUCCCCCUACUCCCUCAACAGCGGCAGCAGCUACAAAUGAAGCAGCAGAAACGGAGCCUAGUAUUACAGAAAUUAUGAAGGCUCCUAGUAAAGUGGUGCUACUAAGAAAUAUGGUGGGACCUGGUGACGUAGAUGAAGAUUUGGAGCCAGAGGUAAAAGAUGAAUGCAAUACCAAAUACGGAGAUGUUUCGAAUGUUUUAAUACACGAAUCUUUUGGCACGGCGCCCGAAGAUGCAGUUAAAAUCUUUGUAGAAUUUAAGCGCAUAGAAAGUGCCAUUAAAGCUGUUGUGGACUUAAAUGGUCGCUUCUUUGGAGGACGUCAAGUACGAGCUGGUUUUUAUAAUUAUGAUAAAUUUAAAAGUCUAGAAUUGCAUUAAGUUGAAAACAAAAAAAUAAAUACUUUAACCACAUAAA
Messenger RNA from Lucilia sericata (common green bottle fly), 1381 nucleotides. It is a transcript of the gene Spf45, whose product is annotated as splicing factor 45. Lineage: Eukaryota; Metazoa; Arthropoda; Insecta; Diptera; Calliphoridae. Gene Ontology annotation, molecular function: RNA binding. Gene Ontology annotation, cellular component: precatalytic spliceosome. The coding region runs from base 118 to 1344 and encodes 408 amino acids. The transcript is spliced from 4 exons. The record is from RefSeq and is a predicted model, not a curated record. Gene Ontology annotation, biological process: alternative mRNA splicing, via spliceosome; mRNA cis splicing, via spliceosome.